GUUGUAAUGUUUUGUUUGACGUUUUCUUCCAUCAUUAUACAAGUAGUAAGCUCAAACAAGAUUCCAUUCUGUCACCGACACCAGACUUUUUAAUUAUUGUAGAAUGUCACAAGAAGUCGAAGAGACAUUGAAACGAAUAGCAGGACAUAAAGGUGUCGUGGGAACAAUAGUUGUUAAUAAUGAAGGGAUUCCGGUGAAAAGUACUUUGGACAAUACAACAACCGUUCAGUAUGCAGGUCUGAUGAGUCAAUUGGCUGACAAGGCAAGAAGUGCCGUUCGUGAUUUGGAUCCAGGCAACGAUUUAACGUUUCUGAGAGUUCGGUCGAAGAAGCAUGAAAUUAUGGUGGCUCCGGAUAAGGAUUUCCUGUUGGUGGUCAUUCAAAAUCCGACCGACUAAUAUAUGGAUCGCUUUUCGAACGGUUGUUUGCUAUGAAAUUUUUCGUUUUCUUUUGGGUGCAGUAAAUUAAAACUCAGUUAUUUAAAUCAA
Molecule: messenger RNA, 487 nt
Organism: Bradysia coprophila
Lineage: Eukaryota; Metazoa; Arthropoda; Insecta; Diptera; Sciaridae
Gene: robl
Product: dynein light chain roadblock
Biological process (GO): microtubule-based movement
Cellular component (GO): cytoplasmic dynein complex
Source: RefSeq, a predicted model, not a curated record